Messenger RNA from Liolophura sinensis, 1441 nucleotides. RefSeq lists its product as uncharacterized. The transcript has a single exon. Gene Ontology annotation, cellular component: cytoplasm. Lineage: Eukaryota; Metazoa; Mollusca; Polyplacophora; Chitonida; Chitonidae. Gene Ontology annotation, molecular function: protein serine/threonine kinase activity. The record is from RefSeq and is a predicted model, not a curated record. The coding region runs from base 161 to 1204 and encodes 347 amino acids.
UCACAUUUGUCAGUUAUCUUUAGAGCUAGGAAUUUCGCAAAACACUUUCUGUUUACUCGUCGACAGCGUACACACAACGUACUUGGGCUAUAUAAACUGUAUACAUUUUAAAAGCAUAUCCCACUUUAACCAAGUUGUGGACUGGAGAUAUAGAUACAAAAUGGCUUCAGGUGUAGCUGCGGACCGUGUACAGAGACCCGAUCUGGCCAAGCAUGAUUCCUCCGUCCUGGACUUGGCCUUUGUUAUGGACUGCACGAGUAGUAUGGGCUCCUAUAUUAAUCAAGCCAGGGAUAACAUUCGCACAAUCGUGGAACAGAUCGUAGCGAAGGAAACCAGCGACGUCCGACUGGCUUUAGUGGAAUACCGUGACCACCCGCCCCAGGACCAGACCUUCGUGACGCGACCCCAUGACUUUACAGGGUCCGUGAGCACUAUGAAGGGCUGGCUGGAGAACUGUAGUGCCAAAGGUGGAGGGGAUAGGCCAGAAGCUGUUGCCGAUGGCCUUCACGAUCUUCUCAAGUUGUCCUGGAGGGAUAAAUCAACUAAAAUAUGUGUGUUCAUAGCUGAUGCUCCACCUCACGGGCUGUCACGCAGUGGCGACAGUUUUCCGAACGGCUGCCCAGCUAGCAUUGACCCAAUGGUUGUCACUCGUCAGCUGGCCGAGAAAGGGGUGACGAUCUACAUGGUGGGGUGCGAGCCGUCCAUCUCCCCGUAUAAGGACUUCUUCACGGCGGUGGCAUACCUGACUGGCGGUCAAUACGUGCCACUAAGAGGUGCGCACCUGCUUACCCAGGUGAUAAUCGGAGGUGCUCAGGAGGAGCUGUCCCUGGACCAGUGGAUAGCUGAUGUGGAGGCGGAGGUGGUCCAAGAGCUUCGGGAGCACGGUGGAGAUUUGGACGACGACGCCGAGGAAAGGGUUUCCAGAAGUGUGCACGCAAAACUGAAAAGCAAAGGGGCUAAUGUUCGACAACUUCACUUGAACAAAGCGGCUCUGAAAGAGGCACCAUUGUCAGCCCAGCAUCUGUCUAAAUGCGAGGAUAUGUCGGCUGUCCAAAGUCUGUUCAAACCGGCUGCGGCAGCUCCUGCGCUAUCCCUUGGAAGAGGUUCAACUCCCGACGUGUACUCAACUGAAGAAAGGGAAAUUGAACUGGAACAAGCAAAGCGAAUGGUCAAGAAAUCUGUAUGGAGAAACAAAGCUAAGUAGGUACAGCUAUUCUCGAAGAGACAGGACAUUAUUAUGUAAAUUUCAUUUUUGGAAGUAGAUCUGUGUUUUUAAUAUUAAUUGCCAGAUCUAUCUGAUAUAAGUUAACGAAGUAGGUGAAACGAAAUUGAAACUUAUGGCUCUCAAAGGAUUGUUCCAAGGUCAUUUCGACACUGAACAGUAUAUACGCGCACAUGGACUGUGGAAGGUACAUAGUGACCUGCUUAGUUUUUUUUUUUU